Messenger RNA from Marmota monax (woodchuck), 5206 nucleotides. RefSeq names its product mitochondrial genome maintenance exonuclease 1 (gene Mgme1). Gene Ontology annotation, molecular function: single-stranded DNA exodeoxyribonuclease activity. Gene Ontology annotation, biological process: mitochondrial DNA replication. Lineage: Eukaryota; Metazoa; Chordata; Mammalia; Rodentia; Sciuridae. Bases 1 to 1251 code for a protein of 416 amino acids. Gene Ontology annotation, cellular component: mitochondrion. The transcript has 4 exons. The record is from RefSeq and is a predicted model, not a curated record.
AUGCGUGGUCCUCGCCCCAAUGGGAGAAUCGGGGGUCACCGGGAUGACCCCGAGCAGUCUUCAGAUGGAACAGAGCAGAAAAGGGGCACCAGAUCUCGCAGGUGUUACGGUACUGGGAGGGAGGGUUGGGGUCCAAGAGCAGCCAGGCCCCUGGGAGAGGGUGGAGAAAGGAACAAGGCUCCGGGAAGUCGACUGGGCCUCCCGUCCUGGAGACUGAGGGGAGGACCUCACCUUGUUACGGUCCUCCUCCUGCUGCUGCAGCAACUCGGGAACCGCGGCCAUGGCGACGCGGGCCUAGAGCAGGGGCCGCCUGGCUGUGCGAGGAAAGAAGAGGCUGGGCCACCACCGCCGGGGCGCCUCUCAGGGGCGACCGCGGCCCCGCCUCCGCUGGCCUCCCUGCCCGACGGCGGCAGGAGGCCUUGGGACUCCGCCACCAUCCCAGCAGCCCCGGGAGCAGGCAAACGGCACGCCACGUGCUCCCCUAGAGCGGCCUCCCCGUCCCGGCUGCCGUCCAUCUUGGAGCCGGGCAAAGAAGUAAUGCGGGGCCUACCCUCGCUCCGCACCACGCGGAGACCGCUGACCCGAGGACUGCGAUGCGGAGCGGAGCCACUGACCCUCUUCCUGCGAGGCACGCUUCGACAGAGAGAUCACGAACCUGUACCAAGCAAUUUAUUGCUCAGCCCGAGUCCAAGAUGGCGACGAGAAGUGACGUAUGCAAGAUCUCGUGAGAGAGAAAACAUCUUUUUACAAGGGAAACAGUUCCAUGAAGCCUUGGAAAGCAUACUUUCACCCCAGGGGAACAUAAAAGAGAGAGAUGAAGAACUCAUCAAAUGUGGCUACAUCGAAAGCAUCCAACAUAUUCUGAAAGAUGUCAGUGGAGUGCGGGCUCUUGAAAGCGCUGUUCAGCAUGAGACCUUAAAGUAUGUAGGUCUACUGGACUGUGUGGCUGAGUAUCAGGGCAAGUUGUGUGUGAUUGAUUGGAAGACAUCAGAGAAACCAAAGCCUUUUAUCCAAAAUACAUAUGACAACCCUCUACAAGUUGUGGCAUAUGUGGGUGCCAUAAACCAUGAUGCCAACUACAGUUUUCAGGUUCAGCGUGGCCUGAUUGUGGUAGCUUACAAAGAUGGAUCCCCUGCCCACCCACAUUUCAUGGAUGCAGAGCUCUGUUCCCAGUAUUGGACCAAGUGGCUUCUUCGGCUAGAAGAAUAUGCAGAAAAGAAAAAGAACCACCGUAUUCAAAAAACAGAUUAGAGUUGGUUACAGUGGUGUAGACCUGUAAUCCCGUCUGUUUGGGAGGCAGAGGCAGGAGAAUCACAAAUUCAAGGAUAGCUUGGGUAACAGUAAAAUCUUGUUUCCAAAUAAAAAAUAAGGGCUGGGGGUGUAACUCAGUGGUAGAGCACCACUGGGUUCAAUCCCCAGUACUGGAAAAGAAAGAAAACAGGAUAGUAUACCUUUUAGGAAUAUUAAGUACUUUCUCAUUGUUUAGACAGAUUCAUUGCUAUUCACUCUUCUAAAAGAGGAGAUAUGUCUGAAUCUUAAAACCUAUAUGAACACAAGAAGAAAUAUUAAUUGAAAAUAUGUUGUUGGCCUGAACACAAGAAGAAAUAUUAAUUUGUUGAAAAUGUGUUGUUGGGCUGGAGCUCUAUCUUAGUUGGUAGGGUGAUUGCCUAGCACAUGUGAGGCACUGAGUUCAAUCCUCAGCACCACAUAAAAAUAAAAUAAAGGUAUUGUGUCCAUCUACUAUAAAAAAAUAUUUUAAAAAGAAAGAAAACGUGUUGUUACUAAAAAGCCAGAAAAAUUUAAGAUUUAAAGAGCUAGAUAAUGGCAUGUGAACUAUGCUGCCUCUUAUUAUUUACCUGAAAAGAGGGCAAUUAGGAUUGGUAACCACAUUUGUAGAACUUCUGUGUUUCUGGUACAAUGCCCAGUCUUUGAAUUGAGAUUGGAAGGCAUUGAGGCUUGAUGUGCUAAGCAUUUCCCCAAGGUUCACAGGGAGAGAAGGGGCAUAUCCCCAGGGGUGUAAAGGUUGAGAGAGACCUUUAUACUUGUUCUGUACAAUUCUGUAUUUGUGUGUGUUCUCCCCCCAUCCCCAUACUGCAUAUAUUCCUGUAACCUGUAAUUUCCCCAGCAUGUAUGUAGAAUGAGGAUAUAUAUUAGCCAGUCACCACUGCCAAUGCAAUUUCCUAAAACUUGCUUUUACAUAUUGGGGUUCUCUAUAUAUUUCAUUUAAGGGGAAAAACUUAUAUUGAACACUAACUGCAUACACAUGUGAUUAUUUAACCUGGAGUAAGCAUUGCUAUCUGUAAAGAUGGAGCACACUUACCAAUUCAUUGACAGUAUGGCAUACCACAUAACCCCUAGAAGUAGCCAGACAUGUGGAAAUUGUCACUGUAUGUGUUUAGUAACUGCUUCUAGUGUCAGUCAGCUGAUGCUGUGCAUAAAAUUUUUAUUUAGAACUUUGUAGCUAUGGGAACACUAACAAAAUCCAUUAAGUUUUUUCUAUGUUUGAUAAGUAAUAAGUUGUUCUUGGGUUUGAGAAAGUUAAAUAAAUACCUGUUAUUGCCCUGGGAGAAGUUCUUCUGUUUUAUGAAGUAAGUCUGGUAGCAUUUAAGUUACAGUUGAUGACUUAAAAUAAUAGGCUCUAUAAAUUUUAUUUACUUUCUCUGGUGCUGGGGAUCAAACCCAGGUCCUUGUACAUGCUAGGCAUGUGCUAUACUACUGAGCUACAUGCCCAGGACUUUGUGGAUUUUGUUUGGGUUUAACCCAAAGGUUCUUUACCACUGAGCCACAACCCCAGCCCUUUUUAAUCUUUUUUUUUUUUUUUCUUUCUUUCUUUCUUUUUUUUUUUUUUUUUUUGUGUGUGUGUGUGUGCUGGAGAUUGAACUCAGGGACACUCAACCACCGAGCCAUAUCCCCAGCCUUAUUUUGUAUUUUAUUUAGAGACAGGUUCUCACUGAGUUGCUUAGCACCUUGUUAUUGCUGAGGCUGGCUUUGAACUGAUGAUCUCCUGUCUCAGCCUCCUGAACUAGUGAGAUUAUAGGCGUGUGCCACCGUACCCAGCCCUUUUAAUUUAUUUUUAUUUUUUUAAACUAUUUCUCUUCUGUUUAAUUUCUCUUUUUUUAAAUAUCUUUAUUAUUUUUAUGUGGUGCUGAGGAUCGAACCCAGUGCCUCAGACGUGCAAAGCAAGCGCUCCACCGCUGAGCCACAAUCCCAGUGUCCCCUUUUUAUUUUUUGAAACAGGUUCUCAUUAAGUUGCUAAGGCUGGCCUUGAAUUUGUGAACCUCUUGCUCAGCCUCCUGAGUUGCUAGUGUUACAGGUAUGUGCCACUGCACCCAGUUUGGACUUUGUUUUUAAAUUCAGUUUUGUUACCAACCCAGUAGCUUACUUGGUUCUACAUAAACGCACAGAAUAUGGUGUUCUCAGCAAGCUCUCAACCAUAGUCACCUGUUAGAGAAUACAGUACAGGUAGGAAAGAGGAGGGUUGUGGGAGACCUUUAUACUUGCUCUGUACACUUCGGUAUUAAUGUGGAGUAUGGAGGAUGGAUUCCCAUACUGCAUAUAUUCCUGUAGCAAAUAAUUUUCAAAGUUAAAAAUCAAGUGAAACUGUUAAAAGUUGAACUAACCAUCUGGGUGUGGUGGAACACACAUGUAAUCCCAGUGACUUAGAAGGCUGAGGCAGGAGAAUUGCAAGCUCAAGGCCAAUCUCAGUAACUUAGCAAGACCCUGUCUGAAAAUAAAAAAGGACUAUGACUAUAUCAGUGAUAAAGUGCCCCUAGGGUCCAAUCUUCAGUACCAUCAAAAAAAAACAAAAAAGUUAUUGCCCUAGACAUGGUGCAGGAGACUGAAGCAAGAGGGUUACCUGAGCCUAGGAGUUCAGGAUCAUCCUGGACAACAUAAUGAGACCCUAUUUCUUUAUUUAAAAUUUUUUUAAAAAGUUAUCACUACUAAGACAGGAGAAAGCCAAAUCUGAAUUUCUGAAUUGAGUCACAAUUUUUCAAGAAUUAAUAUGUAACUUAUUGAUUUUUGGAUACUACCUUUUCUCCUAAGUGAUGCACAGCAUAUUAAAAUUCUGUGAAAUGAAACUGAGGUUGCACAAUAAGGAGAGAUUUUCUAAUUAAGCAUUAUUAAAACAUUUUUUAAAAGAGAUAAAUAUUGCUCUUUAGGAGGCUUCCUCACAGAAGUUCAGGACAUAACCUUGUAGUUUUUACUUUUACAAAAAAUGUAUUAGAUUCAAAACUAACUAUAUUCCCUUUUCUGAUGUAAUUUUGCUCUUUCUUAAUAUAUUCAGCAGCUGACAAAAGCUUCAAAGUGGUACUUAAAAACAAUUUCAAUUUAAAAAUAUAAGAAUGGCUUUUUCCCCCCUUGAAACAUGGUCUGUUCCUCAGAGCCAUUAGACCAUGACAAUCUGAGAACAUUAACCCCUAUAAUUCUAUUACAAUUCCAGGAAAACUUGUCAACAUAUGACCUCUGGUUUUUCAUAUGUGUUGACCCUGGUAAAUACAGGAAGAGGGUUUGUCACAAGUCAGUGUUUCUAGGUAACCAAUUUGCCUGCUGACUUUAAAAGGAGCUGGAGACGGGUAAUUUGUUUAAAUCACUGCAGCUUUCCACCUGAACAAUUAGACAUUUGAUUAUAACCUGCCCUAUACCCUCCCUCCCUACCCCCACAGAAACGUGAAACAAGGGAAUAGUGGGAACUUAUAUAAAGAAGCACUUCAGGUGUUUUGAGCUGAUACCUGAAGAAAAACAUUAUUUAAACAUUUGCUAAAUAAAAGGCAGAACUGACUCUUCCUUCUAGUCCCACAGGCCUAAAAGUUAAGCACAAAUUUGCUGCUCCUGGAUGUCUAACCAGCUGAUCCUCUUAAAUAGAAGGGAGCUUGAGAGAAUCUCUUUGGGGAGAUGCUCAUUAUUGAACAAAAAGCUUGUAUGUCACCUUGACACUAACAGUUUUCAGGUUUGAGUAAUGCAGUUGUGAAAAAACUAAUCAAAAUGAUGUUCUGGGUUAGGGUUUUAGUCUUUCUUUUUUGAUUAAAAGAAAGAGAAAGAAAGUAAAUAGAACAUUACAGAUAAAGCCCUUGUGUUUGUUUCCCUAAUCCCAUUUCCCUCUCCCUUGGGACAAACAUCAUAAAUUUGGUAUGUAUCUUUCCAGUGUAUCCUUUUUAUAGUUUUAUUAUAUGUAUGGUCUCCAUGAGUAAUAUAGUCCUACUUUCUA